This is a messenger RNA of Kogia breviceps (pygmy sperm whale), 1977 nucleotides long. It is a transcript of the gene KCNA3, whose product is annotated as potassium voltage-gated channel subfamily A member 3. Lineage: Eukaryota; Metazoa; Chordata; Mammalia; Artiodactyla; Physeteridae. Gene Ontology annotation, biological process: potassium ion transmembrane transport; protein homooligomerization. Gene Ontology annotation, cellular component: axon; voltage-gated potassium channel complex; membrane. The record is from RefSeq and is a predicted model, not a curated record. Gene Ontology annotation, molecular function: protein binding; delayed rectifier potassium channel activity.
AUGGACGAGCACCUCAGCCUCCUGCGCUCGCCGCCGCUGCCGCCCUCAGCCCGCCACCGCGCCCACCCGCCGCAGCACCCCGCGAGCGGCGGCGGUGGCGCCCACACGCUGGUGAACCCCGGCUACGCAGAACCCGCCGCGGGCCCCGAGCUGCCGCCGGACAUGACGGUGGUGCCCGGGGACCACCUGCUGGAGCCGGAGGCGACCGACGGCGGCGGGGACCCGCCUCAGGGCGGCUGCGGUGGCGGCGGCGGCUGCGACCGCUACGAGCCGCUGCCGCCCGCGCUGCCCGCCGCCGGCGAGCAGGACUGCUGCGGGGAGCGCGUGGUCAUCAACAUCUCGGGGCUGCGCUUCGAGACUCAGCUCAAGACCCUCUGCCAGUUCCCAGAGACUCUGCUGGGCGACCCCAAGCGGCGCAUGAGGUACUUCGACCCGCUCCGCAAUGAGUACUUCUUCGACCGCAACCGGCCCAGCUUCGACGCCAUCCUCUACUACUAUCAGUCCGGGGGCCGAAUCCGCCGGCCUGUCAAUGUGCCCAUCGACAUCUUCUCCGAGGAGAUUCGCUUCUACCAGCUGGGCGAGGAGGCCAUGGAGAAGUUCCGCGAGGACGAGGGCUUCCUGCGGGAGGAGGAGCGGCCCCUGCCCCGCCGAGAUUUCCAGCGCCAGGUGUGGCUGCUCUUCGAGUACCCGGAGAGCUCCGGGCCGGCCCGGGGCAUCGCUAUCGUGUCCGUGCUCGUCAUCCUCAUCUCCAUCGUCAUCUUCUGCCUGGAGACGCUGCCCGAGUUCCGCGAUGAGAAGUACUACACCGCCUCGCCGUCGCAGGAGCUGUUCGAGACGGCCAGCAACAGCACGUCGGGGGCCCCCGCGGGAGCCUCCAGCUUCUCGGAUCCCUUCUUCGUGGUGGAGACUCUGUGCAUCAUCUGGUUCUCCUUUGAGCUGCUGGUGCGGUUCUUCACUUGCCCCAGCAAAGCCACCUUCUCGCGAAAUAUCAUGAACCUGAUAGACAUUGUGGCCAUCAUCCCUUAUUUCAUCACUCUGGGCACCGAGCUGGCUGAACGACAAGGCAAUGGACAGCAAGCCAUGUCCCUGGCCAUCCUGAGGGUCAUCCGCCUGGUGAGGGUCUUCCGCAUCUUCAAGCUCUCCCGCCACUCCAAGGGGCUGCAGAUCCUGGGGCAGACGCUGAAGGCUUCCAUGCGGGAAUUGGGGCUGCUCAUCUUUUUCCUCUUUAUUGGGGUCAUCCUUUUCUCCAGCGCGGUCUAUUUUGCGGAGGCAGACGACCCCACUUCAGGUUUUAGCAGUAUCCCUGAUGCCUUCUGGUGGGCUGUGGUAACCAUGACGACCGUAGGUUACGGUGACAUGCACCCAGUGACCAUAGGGGGCAAGAUUGUGGGGUCACUCUGUGCCAUCGCUGGUGUCUUGACCAUUGCUUUGCCAGUCCCUGUGAUUGUUUCCAACUUCAAUUACUUCUACCACCGAGAGACAGAAGGGGAAGAGCAAGCCCAGUACUUGCACGUGGGAAGUUGCCAGCACCUCUCCCCUUCAGCCGAGGAGCUCCGGAAAGCGAGGAGUAACUCGACUCUAAGUAAGUCGGAGUAUAUGGUGAUCGAAGAGGGGGGUAUGAACCAUAGCGCUUUCCCCCAGACCCCCUUCAAAACGGGCAAUUCCACGGCCACCUGCACCACGAACAAUAAUCCCAACUCCUGUGUCAACAUCAAAAAGAUAUUUACUGAUGUUUAAUAUAUGAAACAAGUGACAUGCUGUGCCCAGUAUUGUGUGGAACGUGCCCUCUUGGUCUGUGUAUGCCCUUGUUUUAUACAUUUCCAGACCAUUCAUCAAGGAAAGGACAUGAAGAAGUGGAAAGCACACUUCAUUCUCCCUCUCCCUACUGCUUCAUACUGAAACAGGUGUCUGUUUUGCAAGUGGGCUGCAUUCUCUCAGCUCUCCUUUUUUUUUUCUGUCUCCCUCUCUUAAUAUUUC